AUGAGGCUACUUGCGCUGCUCGUCGUCGUGGCGGCGUGCUGGUCAUCCGGUCAUUGCCUCCGCAUCGACAAGAAAACGGGUGCCUAUGAGGACAUCGUGGUCGCCAUCGACAAAUCUGUGGAGCCCGACGAGCGAAUUAUCGACAAUAUCAAGGCCCUGUUCCGUUCUGCUUCGACGUUCCUCCACCGAGCGACGCGAGGUCUGGUCCACUUCGGCAGCGUGACCAUCGCCAUACCGGACACGUGGCCCGCCGGACCAGGAGCGCUGAACACCACGGCCAACAUGUUCCCGGUGGCUGACCUGAGGGUGGCCGCGGAGAACCCGCAGUACGGUGACACUCCGUACACGCUGCAGCCACGUGGAUGUGGUGAGCGUGGGGAGUACGUCCACCUGACGCCACGCUUCCUGGGCGACAUGAACGGCUCCAUAGCCGAGGCCUACGGCAGUCCAGCCUACUUGCUGGUGCAUGAGUGGGCUCACUUCCGGUACGGAGUGUUCGACGAGUACGGCGACCCGGAGAGCUACCGGUACCCGAGCCUCUACUGUGAGUUCGGCAUGGUACGCGCCAGCGCCUGCUCGCAGCGCCACAAAUUCAAGGUGUACACGGAUUCCGGACAGCCUUGCCGCAUCUACAAAGGUUGCCGCGUAUCGUCCAAGUGCAAGUCCCGCUUCUUGAGGAACGACAAGGACCCGGUCACAUCGUCCAUCAUGUUUAUGCCUUACAUCAACGGAGUAACAGAAUUUUGUGACAAGGACGGUGAGAGGAAGCACAACGCUCACGCUCCCAACAAGCACAACCACCUUUGUGGGCGCAAGUCGGUCUGGGAAGUGAUCACGACCAACGACGAUUUCAAAGGAAUCGCUCCCGCUGACUUCUCAAAGAACGUCGUCGUCCACUUCACUGAAGUCCAGAAACGUGAAAGCAUCCUAGGCAGGGCUAUAUUCGCUCUCGACGUCUCGAGCAGCAUGGCGGACCAUGACCGCAUCGGGCACGUGAGAGAAGCGGCGAGCCACUACAUCCGAGACGUGGUACCGGACCGCUUGGAAGUGGGGCUAGUCGUCUUCAGCUCCAGAGCGUACGAGAAGGCGACGCUGACAUCUAUAAAUCAGUCCACGCGUGAAGAACUGGUUGCGAAGGUGCGGCAGCUGGGAGCUAGCGGGGAUACAUGCAUCGGCUGCGCCUUGCGGCAUGCUCUAGAGAUGUUCCAGGAAAACGGGCAGUCUGCGGCAGGUUCCGUCAUCAUCCUCAUGACCGACGGAGGCGAAAAUGAAGGGCCUUAUAUCAAUGAAGUCUUGCAUCAACUGAUCGGCGCUCAGGUGGUGGUCAACACCAUCGUCUUCGGCACCGAGGCCGAAAAGAAGCUGGAAGAGCUUUCCCUGCUCACCGGAGGCAAGGCUUUCGCCCUCCGGGACGGCCAGUCCAGCGCAACUACCGCCCUCGAGUCCGCCUUCCUGGACUCGACAACUGCCAUCUUGGAUGACGACAAAAAGCCGGUCGUGAUCUUCGAGCAAGCGGCCAACAUUCUGGACAGGCGAGAGUUCCCGAUCCUGGUGGAUGCCGACCUGGGAAACUCGACAACCGUUGCGGUGCAGUCCAGCAAGGCGUACGGCCUUGACGCGGGGCUUCGCAAUCCCGACGGCGAGACCUGCCAGGACUGCCUGAAGUCCGGCCACGCAAACAGCGGGAGCUACAUUAACUUCAGGAUACCCGGCAUUGCUGCGCCGGGCACAUGGACCUUGGUGGUGUCAAGGAAGACACUGGGCGGUGAAGCGCUCAACGUCUACGUCCGUGCCACGUCUCUGGUUGGCGAUUGCGGCAAGAAGCCUGUUCUAGUGCGGGCAUUCCUGAAGCAAGUCGAGGUGAACAGCGCCAUGGAAGCCGUCGUGUACGCGGAGGUCACCAAAGGCGCGCAGGUGGUCCUACACGCCAAGGUCACCGCUACCGUCAUCAGACCGAAUAUGCCUCACGAAGUCGAUGUGGAGCUAUUCGACGAUGGCCUCGGCGCUGACGUCACAGCCUACGACGGCAUCUACAGCGGCUACUUCACGCAGUUCGACGGCAUUGGCCGCUACUCCGUCUCGGUGCGCGUCGUCAGCGGCAACGACUCCGUGGUCGUGCGAGGGCGGAAGGCAUCCGGAGGUCUUCCCACAACACGGGUGCCAGAAGACCCGGCCACCGCUGCAGCCACGGCACUCAGAAACGAAUCUGUGGGCAUUCCGUUCGACCAGUUCGUCUACGUGGACCAAGACAUCGAAGAGGCCGAACCGCAGAUCGUUUCCAGCGAAAAGGCGCCCGAGUUUGUGCGUCACGCCGAAGCUGGGUCAUUCCGGGUCGCCAGCGAGAUCGACACGUUGAAGAUACCGCCGGGUUCCAUUGAGGACAUGAGAGCCGAUGAUUCUUUCGUGCAUCAGGACGGCAAGCAUGUGGUCAUCUUGUCCUGGACCUGCCCGGGAGCACACCUGAACUAUGGAAACGCUUCCCGAGUCGAUCUCAGAGUGAGUACGCCCUUGCGCGACCUCCUUGCGGACUUCGACAAGGCUCCCGAGAUCCGCAACGACUCCACGGGGCGAUGGAACAUUGUUCCGGCGGCCGUCGGCUCCAGGCAACGACUGCAGAUCUCUGUUCCCAGCGAGCUCGUAGAAGUCGCGAAGAACAAAUCGCUCGUGGACUUUUACUUCGCGGCCCGAGUGUGGAACGUCGAGGGACUGUCCUCGCCGGUGUCCAACAUUGCGAGGGCGUGA
Molecule: messenger RNA, 2742 nt
Organism: Rhipicephalus sanguineus (brown dog tick)
Lineage: Eukaryota; Metazoa; Arthropoda; Arachnida; Ixodida; Ixodidae
Product: calcium-activated chloride channel regulator 1-like
Exons: 14
Coding region: 1-2742 (913 amino acids)
Source: RefSeq, a predicted model, not a curated record